This is a messenger RNA of Striga hermonthica, 948 nucleotides long. The record is from the annotation of a GenBank genome assembly. Lineage: Eukaryota; Viridiplantae; Streptophyta; Magnoliopsida; Lamiales; Orobanchaceae.
AUGGACCACUCUCGAUGGCGCGGAUGGUUCCGCGAGCGUGCGAGCGUACUGAGCAUCGGGAUUGCGCCACUCUCGGGCUCAUGGGAGAAUCCGCGAGGUGCAGACGCAGGAUUGCGCCGUUACUCCUACUUCCAGUCUCAGUCGAGAAGAAACCGAAAGAAAAAGGUGAUAAAUAUGAUAAAAAGGAGGUUUUAUAGGAUGGAACAUGGUAACAGGGAUGAUCCGUCUGGAUCGUCUUCUUCUGACGAUGAUGACUCUGAAGUUGGAGGGGAUGCCGCAGACGAAACGGAUAUUGAAGACGACGAUGAUUAUGAGGUAGAAGAAGAAGAAGAAGAAGGAGAUGAUGAAAAAGGAAAUGCUGGGUCAGAUGAUAGAGAAAAGGGAGAAGCUUCGUCUUCUUCUGGUUAUGAGAGCGAGGAUAGUUCAGCCAAUGAAGUUAAUCUUGACUCAUCAGGUUUACCUACGAGUGACGAUGAUGUGAUAGCUCAAGACAGCAGGAAAAAUGGUGGGGUGGACAAUAUACUUGCCGCGGUCGAGCAGGGUCCUAACAAGGCUCUUAUUGAUACUACGGACUGUGUUUUAAAGUGUAAAUCAGUUUUCAAGUGCAAGCUAUGCCCUAGGAUUGUCUGUCUGUCUGAGGAAACCUUAAAGGCUCAUCUGAACUCCAAGGCAAGUAAAAACAUUUCCUUUAGACAUGCCCGUUCUGAGAAGUUACGUAAAGAGGGAAGACUUAAGCUUAUGCUCAACGAUGAUGGGGAAAUUGAAGCUGAGACCCAUUCUGAUGAUCCCAUUACAACAGCCGUCUCUGGAGAUGGACAGGAGUCGGCCAAGCCAAAGAAAAAGAGAAAAGGACCAUGGAAACAUCGGAAAAGAUCAGGACAGGAAACAAAGUCGGGGAAACAAAGACCAUCGAAAGAUAAGCGGAUGAAGAAAGGGAAGAAUGAAUGA